This is a messenger RNA of Caenorhabditis angaria, 3915 nucleotides long. The record is from the annotation of a GenBank genome assembly. Lineage: Eukaryota; Metazoa; Nematoda; Chromadorea; Rhabditida; Rhabditidae.
AUGUCAGUUUCAUCAGUGUCCCUGAAUUCGGACACAACAACAGGCCGAUAUCAACGUCUAGCUUCGGAAUAUGCAAAACUUCGAGCUCAGGCAAAAGUGCUCCGCGAAGGAGUUUUGAGCGAACGAGCGAAAAGUGAUAAAUUGACAGAGGAUUUGAGGAUCAAAGAGGCGCAAUUUCGAAAAAUCGAGGCUGAAAAUGAGAGCCUCAGCUUCAGAAAUGAGCAAUUAGUGAAACGCGUUGAGAAUUUACAAGGGGAUUUGGAGAAAAUUGAGACGACUAGUAGAACUGGAGGAAAAUCGACGAAGAAAUCGAAUUCUGCGGUGCCGAAAGAUGUUCAGAAUCAAAUUCAGGCGAUGGUUAUGAAAAUUGAGAUUUUGGAGGGGGAAUUGAGGAUGAAGUUGAGACAGAAUGAGGAAUUGGUGAUACAGGUGAGUAUUUUUGGGUGAGGAAUUCGAAAAUUUGGAAAUUUUAGUAAAUUCUGGGAAUACUAAACCUUUUCUAGGCCAGAUUUUGAUUUCUAGGUCAUCAGGAAUGGAUUUCAUAGCUUUCUAGGCUAGAUUUGGGUUUCUAGGCCACCAAGAAUAGAUUUCAUAGCUUUCUAGGCCAGAUUUGGAUUUCUAGACCACCAAAAAGCCACGUUUUGGUUCUCUAGGCCAUAUCUUACAUUCUAGUCUCUCCAAACAUAUUUUUUUCACAGAUUUCCGAAAAUGAACGACUUCAUGGUGAAGAAAUGGCCCAAAUGUCCGAAAAAUUUGCAAAAGAAUUUCGAAAUCUCGAAAAUCAGUUGAAAAUUUCCCAAAAACCUGGGGAUUCGCCGCCAAAAAAUGAUGUUAAGAAUCCAUUUUUCGAAGAAGAGCAAUCUCCGGAGCCCAAAAAUAUCGAAAUCAGUUCGCCUGAACCGCCACAAUCCAUCGAAGAAGCUGAAAUUCUGGCUGAAAAUUCGCUGAAAAUGGUUUUUGAGGAUUUCUCGAAUAUUUGCCAACUUUUACACCAAAGAUCCGAAAUUUAUCCAUUCGAUAUUUGCAUGGAAAAAUUGCCGAAAAAAUGUGGAGAAAUUGUCGUGGGAGUAUAUUCAAUGCUCGAAAUUGUUUGCCGAACUUUUUGAGGCUGAAAAUUUGAAUGCGCUGGAAAUCGAGUCGAAAAUCGGGCUGAUUUCGAAACAUUGUGAUGGAUUAUUGAUUGGAUUGAUUGGAUUGAUGUGUAAUGAAGAGAAUAAGGUAGAGGAUUUUGGGGUCCUGAAAUUCAAAAGUUUUCUGAAAAUUGAUUUUUUUGUACUAAUUAGCUCAUUUUCCCUGAAGACUUUGCUUUUGAUUUCUCUAGUUAUCUGUUUUUUCCUCUUCCACUUCUCAUUCAUAAAUCAAAAAAAUUUGGCCAAAUUUAAUAGUAUGCCCAAAACUUGGACUAACAUUCAACAUCAAUUUCAAAAUGUCUCCACAUUUUUUGCAAUCACUCUCAAUAGUCUUCUGAUUUUCCUGAUAACUCAAAAAUCACCAAAAGCACUUGGAGUUUACAAAUAUUUGCUGGCUUACACGGCAUUUUUUGAGAUUAUUUAUUCCAUUGUUGAUUUGAUGGGCGCACCGGUGAGCAAAGUGAAUUUCUAGUGAAUUUUACGAGAAAUUCCGAUUUCAGUGUUUCUAUUCGCAUGGUUCUGCAAUGAUAAUGUUCAUCGAAACGGACAAAUCAAUUUUCAGCCCGUUUAUUUUGAAAAUCUUGAACUGCUUGUUUUGCGGUUCAUUUGGAACUGUUUUAGGAUUAUUCUCAAUUCAAUUUAUCUAUAGAUAUUUGGUUGCUUUUAGGUUUAGUUUAGUCACCAAUUAAAUUCACAAAGUUUUUCCUUCUAGAAGCCAUUGGAUAGAUUCAUUCAAUUCACUAAAAAUACUAAUCUGGUUUUCUGCACCUUUAAUAUUAGGAUUAAUUUGGAGUGUGAUAAUUAUUCAAUUAGGUGGCGAAAGUGAGCUAAAAACCGAAUAUUUGAAAAAUAGCAUGAUCUAUGAUUUGGAUAUUGAUAUUCAUAAAACCGUAUAUUUAGCAUUGCUUUUAUUCCCAAAAACAUCGAACGGAACUAGAUAUAUUCAUAUUGAAUCUGUAGUUGUUAAUAUUGUUGAGAAUCUGUCUCUCACUGUUACCCUAUUCAUUAUUUUAUAUUUUGGAAUUGGGUGUUAUUUAGAAAUGUCUAAAAAUAUGAACCAUUCUAUUGCUUAUCGAAGUUUACAAAAACAACUUUUCAUGGCGCUUGUUUUUCAAACCCUAAUUCCAAUCACAUUAUUGCAUAUUCCUGUUCUCCUCUAUUAUUUAUUUGGGAUUUUUGAAAUUGAUUCUGGAAGUUUCGGUGGAAUCAUAACGAUUACAAUUGCCUUGUAUCCUGCCAUUGAUCCAUUGCCCAUAUUUUUUAUCAUUAAGAAUUAUAGAAUUGCGCUGAAACGGAUUUUGUGUGGGAGAAAGAGAUCGGAAAAUAUUCCGAAUUCUAGAAAUGUUUUUAUUGUUAAACUAUAAGCGGAAAUCUUGUAUUUUAUAAAUUAUUUUCUCUUUUUUUUUCGGUUUUCGUGAACGCUUUGGAGAUCUUCGAGUAUAAAAAAAACCUGGGAUUUUUUUUUUCAAGUUUUCCCGAUGUUUUAAUAAGCAUAGGCUUCUUCUAAUUUUCAGAAUUCCCCUCGAAAAAUGUCUAUUUUUUCAGGUUUCCUGGUGCUCCGCUCCCUUGGAAUCACUCAACAAACAAUGGUCCCAAACCCUAACCCGAAUCUUCCAAAAAAUCCCCGAAAUCCUCGGAAAUCCCUCGGAAAUUGCCGUGCUCGCCGAGCAACUUUGCCACGUCAACGAGAAGCGCGAAGCUGUGGAGAAUCGACUUCCGACGACUAGCAAAAAAAUGCGAUGUGUUUCGCAGGCUUUGAGGGAUGCGCUAGCGAAAUUGGCCAUGGAUUUGGCGAAAUUGGCGGCCAGGAAGCAACGUGUGCUGAAAAUGAGAGCUGAAAUUGAAAUUGAGCAAGGAGAAGCUGGAAAUGCUGAAAAUAAUCCAUUUAUCGUUGAAAAUGCUCCGAAACCAAAUGGAAGUGAGCAAAUAUUGGCUGAAAAUGCUCAAAAAUUAUCUGAAAUUGCUGAAAAUCGCCCAGUUCCCACCCGCGAUUCCUCAACCUCUCCAAUUCCCCAACAAAGUUGCUCGAAAUGCUCAGAUCUUGCCGAAAAUCUGGAAUCCCUGGAAUCUCGCCUAGUAAAAAUUCAAAGUGAAAAAGAGCAACAAAAUCUGGAUUUCUCGCUGCUCAAACGAAAAUACGAGUUGGCGAAUGGAAAUCAGAAAUAUGAGAUAUCGGAUAAGGAACAUUUGUUGGGAAUCGGAAAAGAGAAGCAGAAGGAGAUGUUGGGAAAUGUGAUGAGAGCUGAGAAGAAGGCCAAGGUUUUUGAGAAAGAGGUAAGGUGUUUUGGGACUGGGAAUUUUUUGAAUAUAAAUGAGCCUAGGCUUCAAAUUUCCAAAAAUAGAAGCAAGCCUGGAUUUCGAAUUAUCAGAAAAAAAAUCUGGCUGAGAAUCAGCCCGAGUUUAUCCUCAGAAAUCUGAAAACCUGAUUCAACGUGGAUUUUUAAAAUCUUUUUUUUCAAUUUGUUGAAUUUGUUUUGACUUUCUUUUGAAUUCGUCAUCAAAAUUUUUGGAUUCCAAUUGUUUCCAGUGCAAAAUGCUGCUCACUCUUCAAAUCCACGCGCAAGCCGAGAAAAACGAAAUGCAAACUCGCCUCACCGAAAUCUCGCAACAAAAAAUGAGUGUGGAAGAUGAGUUGGCAAGUGUGAGACGUGGAUACGAAGCUCAAAUCGGCGAGCUGAGCAACCACGUGGCAGAGCUCGUCAAAGAGCAGAAGAGCACCACCUCAGCGGACCACGUUGUAUCUGAGCCACCCAAAAAAUCCGGACUCAAGUCGUUUUUCAAAUAA